Messenger RNA from Aspergillus homomorphus CBS 101889, 960 nucleotides. Its product is annotated as kinase-like protein. Bases 1 to 960 code for a protein of 319 amino acids. Gene Ontology annotation, biological process: regulation of mRNA processing; spliceosomal complex assembly; protein phosphorylation. Gene Ontology annotation, molecular function: protein kinase activity; ATP binding. The transcript is spliced from 6 exons. NCBI's taxonomy places the organism in Eukaryota, Fungi, Ascomycota, Eurotiomycetes, Eurotiales, Aspergillaceae. The record is from RefSeq and is a predicted model, not a curated record.
AUGGGUAACGGCUCACUGAUCGAAGAGCAAACAUUGCCGUUCUACCACCAGCAACGGUAUUAUCCGGUCCGUAUUGGUGACACUCUCAAGGAUCGGUAUAGCAUUAUUGCCAAGCUUGGUUACGGCGGUUAUUCCACUGCGUGGCUUGCCCGGGACGAGAGAACCAAGCAGUAUGCUUCACUUGAGGUGUGCAUCGAGCAGGAUAAUGACCAGCCAUCGCCUGUGUUGAACGAAAUCAACAUGCUCCGACGAAUGGAGAAACGCGCUGAAGCUGACAUCGUUUCCGAAUGCAAGGGUGCCGAAAAUCUUAGUGAGGUCUUUGAAUGUACCCGGCUGUUCUUCGCUAUCAAUUGGCUACAGGCCGUCUGCCAUCUUAUCCACACCGGUCAGAUCAAAUUCCAGGCAGGGAUAUUGACCAAGAAGCGCAAGAUCCCACCCAGCAUUCCUAUUAUCAGUGACACCGGUGUCACUGUUUAUCCGUCUCGAACACCAUUUCUAGAACUCGGCGGCAUUCCGAUGUUGACUGAUUUCGGUGAGAUGCGAGAGGGUGAUAGUGACGGGCGGGUCAACGACGAAUGGAUCAUGCCCGAUCUCUAUCGAGCGCCCGAGGUGCUUCUGCAGAUUCCCUGGACUUUUCAGGUUGAGAUGUGGUCUGUGGGUGGGAUGACACUCGAACUUCUAGAAGGCAGAAACCUGUUUGAUCCGAUGGAUCAUGUCAAUGAGCAAUAUGCCUCGGACGGCCGCCGCUGCACAUGCUCGAAAAGAGCCCUCUCUUUCGAGACCUAUUUUGACAAGAAUGUCCCCCAAACGUCCUUGGAGGACUUUGUCAGAACGAUUCCCCCGGGCGAAGAGAAGGACCUGUUUCACAGGUUUAUACGAAAGAUGCUAGCCUGGAAUCCAGAAGCAAGGGCGACAGCCAACGAGAUCAUCAACGCCGGAAUGGCUUCUCAGGCCGUUUGA